AGCUAGUGCGUUACACUGAAAGAAGGAGGGAGGAGAAGGAAUAGGAGGAGGAGGAAGGGGAGGAGGACAGGGGCAGCAGUAGCCACGAUCGCCACCACCAGGCAGAGGAAGAGUUGGUGGGGAGGGACAGAUCUCCUCCCACUUGGAGCGCCUUCUGCCUGCUUUUGGAGAAAAGAAUAAAAGAUAUAGAAAGAGAGAGAGAAAAGGAAUGAGAAGUGAGAGAGCAGGAGGGUAAAAAAAAAUUAAGGCGAGAUCUGUGAGGUCUGGGGUGGGCAGGGGCGCGCAGGGGCGCGCAGGACGCGGGGGCGGACCAGCCGAGCCCCAGUGCGGUCGCCCGGGCAGGUGCCACGGCUGCUGCCCGGAGGCGGCAUGUGACGCGCGGCCGCAGCUGCCCGCGGGCGGAGCGCGCUCGGACCCGGGAGCGCAACCGCGGGCCAAGUCGGCUGCAGCCGGGAGCCCCGCGCUCGCGACCCGCCGGGAGGAGCCGGUAGCUGCGCUUGCAUCCAGCAGAAGCCGAGUGAUGAAGACAAGGGCGGCUCCGGGGCACAAGCGAACCUGAGGAGAGUCGCUGCCUCGAAACUCCCUGCUGCGAGAGAUCGGGGUUCGGUAGAGAGGACCGGACGGUCUGGGAGAUUCGGGGAGGCGCGGAGGACUCGAGUGGGACAGCUACCUGGAGCACGGCUGCCAGAUAUGACCAGUAAUGGCAUCUACUUCAGCUCUGAGUUGCUCAGUGAACUGUGGAUUGACUGAACCAUAUUCUUUCCCAUCAUGAUAGACAACGCAAAGGCUCUCUACUUUGCUGCAUUCUGACUAGUGGCCAAGCACGUGACAUCCCGAACUUCUGCAAAGGUACAAUAAGGGCCGACCAUUUAAUUUUGGAUAACCAGUUGGUGUGUUCUUCCUUGGCCAUGAAACUGGACAAACUUUACCAAUACCCGCAGAGCGUUCCCUCACAAGCUCCACUGAGUCUGUGAGACUAUGUCAGAGAGUCACAAUGACCUUGCACAGUAACAGUACAACCUCGCCUUUGUUUCCCAACAUCAGCUCUUCCUGGGUGCACAGUCCCUCGGAGGCAGGGCUGCCCUUGGGGACAGUCACUCAGUUGGGCAGCUACAACAUUUCACAAGAAACUGGGAAUUUCUCCUCAAACGACACCUCCAGCGACCCUCUCGGGGGUCACACCAUCUGGCAAGUGGUCUUCAUUGCCUUCUUAACCGGCUUCCUGGCAUUGGUGACCAUCAUUGGCAACAUCCUUGUCAUUGUGGCCUUCAAGGUCAACAAACAGCUGAAGACAGUCAACAACUACUUCCUCUUAAGCCUGGCCUGUGCAGACCUGAUCAUCGGGGUCAUUUCCAUGAACCUGUUCACUACCUACAUCAUUAUGAACCGUUGGGCACUGGGGAACUUAGCCUGCGACCUCUGGCUUUCCAUUGACUAUGUGGCCAGCAAUGCCUCUGUCAUGAAUCUGCUGGUCAUCAGCUUUGACAGGUACUUUUCCAUCACUAGACCACUCACCUACCGAGCCAAAAGAACAACAAAACGAGCUGGUGUGAUGAUUGGUCUGGCUUGGGUCAUCUCCUUUGUCCUAUGGGCUCCUGCCAUCUUGUUCUGGCAAUACUUUGUAGGGAAGAGAACUGUGCCCCCAGGAGAAUGUUUCAUUCAGUUUCUGAGUGAGCCCACCAUCACCUUCGGCACGGCGAUCGCUGCCUUUUACAUGCCUGUCACCAUCAUGACUAUUUUAUACUGGAGGAUCUAUAAGGAAACUGAGAAGCGUACCAAAGAGCUGGCUGGCCUACAGGCCUCUGGGACAGAAGCGGAGGCAGAAAACUUUGUCCACCCCACAGGCAGUUCUCGAAGCUGUAGCAGCUAUGAACUGCAACAGCAAGGCGUGAAACGAUCAUCCAGGAGGAAGUACGGUCGCUGUCACUUCUGGUUCACCACCAAGAGCUGGAAGCCCAGUGCCGAGCAGAUGGACCAAGACCACAGCAGCAGCGACAGUUGGAACAACAACGAUGCUGCUGCCUCCCUGGAAAACUCUGCUUCCUCCGAUGAAGAGGACAUUGGCUCAGAGACCAGGGCCAUCUAUUCCAUUGUCCUCAAGCUUCCAGGCCAUAGCUCCAUCCUCAACUCUACCAAGCUACCGUCCUCAGAUAACCUGCAGGUGUCCAACGAGGACCUGGGGACUGUGGAUGUGGAGAGAAAUGCUCACAAGCUUCAGGCCCAGAAGAGCAUGGGUGAUGGUGACAACUGUCAGAAGGAUUUCACCAAGCUUCCCAUCCAGUUAGAGUCUGCCGUGGACACAGGCAAGACCUCUGACACCAACUCCUCGGCAGACAAGACCACGGCUACUCUACCUCUGUCCUUCAAGGAGGCCACGCUGGCUAAGAGGUUUGCUCUCAAGACCAGAAGUCAGAUCACCAAGCGGAAGAGGAUGUCGCUCAUCAAGGAGAAGAAGGCCGCCCAGACGCUCAGUGCCAUCUUGCUAGCCUUCAUCAUCACGUGGACCCCCUACAACAUCAUGGUCCUGGUGAACACCUUCUGUGACAGCUGCAUACCCAAAACCUAUUGGAAUCUGGGCUACUGGCUGUGCUAUAUCAACAGCACCGUGAACCCUGUGUGCUAUGCCCUGUGCAACAAAACAUUCAGAACCACCUUCAAGACGCUCCUCUUGUGCCAGUGUGACAAAAGGAAGAGGCGCAAACAGCAGUACCAGCAGAGACAGUCGGUCAUUUUUCACAAGCGAGUGCCGGAACAGGCCUUGUAGAAAAGGGGUAUGUUGAGAGCAGUGACCACGCAAGCGCGUCAGCCCACACAGCCUAGCAGGAGUCUGGCGCAGGUGGGGGGAGCCAUCCCUGAUGGUGAUAAAAUGGGUUUUUAUCGACCUCACGGGAGAGAAGCUACCUGUUUACUGAUCCAUUGAAUAACUGAUUUUGGUCCAAUGCCAAUUCAGCAGGAAAGAAGGAGAGGCAUACCGCUAAACAUGAAGAGAUGUGUUCUGAAACAGACUUUUAAGUGGAUUUUGUUUCCUCUAAGAGAAAAAGAAAUUAUUGUCUCAGAGCAAGUAUCCUCAGAAAUUGGUCUGCCUGGGUCUCUUAAUUCCUAUCAGCUCUGGAAUCACUGGUGAGCCUCAAGGCACUAGAUGCCAUGUGCUCUCCCUAAGGGUCCCAAAGUGUCCAUCCAGAUCCCAUGUGAAGCACGGCAAGCUUGAAAAAAAAAAUCUGUGGUCCUGAGUUAUUUUGUAUAUUGCAAAGCUGACACCACUUGUCCCCAAUCAGCUUCUGUCCUCUUUCAGUGUGUUGUCAAACUCUAUUCGUGGAUUUGACUCUUGGUUCUUGCAACGUACUGUUUCGUGCUGUUCAAGUUUCACACAAAUAAAAUUGUACAGGAACAUGCAUACCUAUACAUGUGUGAGUUUCCGCACGCACGCACAUUGUGUAUAUAACGUGAUGGGGAACACUGAACUGAAAGGAAGUUCCUACCAUACUUUGGUAACUGAAACUCUCUAGGAUCCUCAAAUGAUAUGAAACUGAACUAAGCCCAGUUUGACGUUGUGUUUUGGUCUGGGUUUUUGACACUGGAGCUAUUUCCCACAAACCAUCCUGAAGAAUAAUAUCCAGCACAGAAAAUCCAGACCUUCUCAGCAAACCUGUGCUAGACAGACAGUCUUGAGGGUCAGUCGGCACCGUGUCUUGACUGGACUCAGUACGCACUGUCUCCUGCACUGUUAGCUCUCUGUCGAUGGAGCUAAAUAAACCAGGGCCCCUUUGAGCUCAAAAGAACGAACUUCUGUACAUGUUUGAAUUUAGUCGUCCAAAUCUGAAUGUUUCAAAACAAAAUUUCUGGGAUCUGAACUGCUCGAAACUCAAUCCUAGAGUCACCUUUGAAUGUCACACACAGCAAUAUAAUCUACAUUUACAUAGAAAAAUCAAAGGAAACGCUGUGCUCGGAGCUGACGGAGGAAAGUAUUGUAUUCCACUUCCUGCUACCUGGCACCUUCUGAAAGGAAGGUGGGCUUACCUCCUGUCACUUAGCAGGAGUCAGAACCCUUCUGGUAGUCACUGUAUAACCUUCACCUAGGAGUGGUUGGUGUCUAGGAAGCCAUGCAUCCUCUGAAGAAAGAAUGGCACUAGAAAAAGUAUUACUUCGAAAUCGAUUUCUUUCCAUUGUGACAACCGAAUUUCGCAUCAUCCUUUGAAUUGCCCCAAGUGCACCGUGUUUCCUCUGGGGGAGGGGUCUGCUGCUCUCAUUCUUCUGGCUGCUGUAUUGUUGGGUUUCUUCUUUUCCUUCUGCUGGGACUGUGUGGGGAGCGGGUGGGGUGGGGGGGUGGGAGGGCUGUGGAGAACCCUUCCCUUGUGCAGGGCAUCCAUCCGUGUUGUGAACCCAGAGCUGGGGGCCAAAGCUGCUUUUGUAUUCAGUGUGAGGUGGUGUUUACAGCCGACUUUGACAUCAGUGGGUGUGUUCUCAGUGGUGUGUCUGUACCUGAACUAUUUAAUGUUGUGUCAUGUUUAUAUAAAGAAUAUUUAUGCAUACUUUA
Molecule: messenger RNA, 4534 nt
Organism: Rattus norvegicus (Norway rat)
Lineage: Eukaryota; Metazoa; Chordata; Mammalia; Rodentia; Muridae
Source: RefSeq, a predicted model, not a curated record